AUGCGGUUCGCUUCAGUGGCGUAUGCGCUCGGGUCGGUAUGCGCAAUUACAGCCGCAGCAUCAACCCAAGGCCUUUACGACUUGAUCGAACGACGACUACCUGGACACGCUCAAGAUUUCGCGUUUGAUUUGAACGAGACGUUGCAACGCAACGAGACCUCACGUCAGAACGACCAUUACACCAUCACCGCGGCUUCUAAUGGUUCCAUCUCCAUCUCAGGUAAUAGCGUGAGCGCUCUCGCAACAGGCCUGCGGAGAUACCUCGUCGAUAUUGCCCACGUUGAUGUGUAUUGGUUCAUCGGGAGUCGACUUGAUCAGGCUUCGCCCACGCUGCCUCGACCGAAUAGUACUAUUACGGGAGCUAGCAUAGUGCCCUGGAGAUACUUCUUCAACACCGUGACUUUCUCGUACACGACACCAUUCUGGAGCUGGUCUGACUGGGAGACCGAACUGGAUUGGCUAGCCCUCCACGGAGUCAAUCUGCCCCUUGCCUGGGUCGGUUUCGAGAAGAUCCUGCUAGAUGCCUUCCAGGAGGUCAACCUGACCACGUCCCAAAUCUUGCCUUUCUUCUCCGGACCGGCGUUCCAAGCUUGGAAUCGUUUCGGCAACACCCAGGGCUCUUGGGGCGGAGACCUUCCACUACAGUGGAUCGACCAGCAAUUCGAGCUACAGCAAAGGAUCUUGUCACGAAUGUUGGAGCUUGGUAUGACUCCCAUUCUUCCAGCCUUCACCGGGUUCGUGCCAAGGGCGCUAGUAGACGUGCAUCCAAAUGCCACCGUCGUCAAUGGAAGUCAAUGGGAGGACUUCCCUUCUGAGUAUACUAACACUACUUUCCUUGAGCCCUCCGAUCCACUAUUCUCCGAGGUACAGAGGAUCGUUUUAAACAAGCAACUCGACUACUAUGGCAACAUAACCCUAUUUUACACCCUUGACCAAUACAACGAGAACGACCCCUUCUCCGGCGACCUCGACUACCUCCGCAACGUAACCCACGGCACCUGGCAAUCCCUCAAGUCCGCGAAUCCCGGCGCAGUGUGGGUAAUGCAAGGCUGGCUGUUCACUUCGAACGCGGAUUUCUGGACCAACGAGCGCAUCGAGGCUUAUCUUUCUGGCGUGGAGGAAGACCAGGAUAUGUUAGUGCUGGACCUGUUUUCGGAGAGCCAGCCUCAAUGGCAAAGAACAGACUCGUACUACGGCAAGCCGUGGAUCUGGAACCAGCUUCAUGACUACGGCGGCAACCAGGGGCUUUACGGGCAGAUCGAUAAUGUAACUAGCAAUCCCAUCGAGGCGCUCGCCAACUCCUCAUCCCUUGUGGGCUUUGGACUCACGCCUGAAGGCCAGGAAGGAAACGAAAUCAUGUAUUCCCUCCUUCUAGACCAAGCCUGGUCUUCCACGCCCAUCGACACGGCAAGUUAUUUUCAGACUUGGGUCCACACGCGGUACACCGGGCGUAAUAAUAGUAUUCCUGAGGGGCUAUAUACGGCAUGGGAACUCCUCCGCACAAGCGCAUACAACAACACAAACCUCACCUCCAACGCCGUGUCCAAAGCCAUCUUUGAACUCGCGCCGAAUAUCACGCACAUGACGAACCGCACAGGCCACCAUCCCACAACAAUAAACUACGACUCCAGCGUUGUAGUUGAUGCGUGGAAGGAGAUGUACAAUGCGGCGACCGUGGAGCCGGGGCUGUGGGACAACGCAGCCUACACGCACGACUUCGUGGAUGUAACGCGCCAGGUGUAUUCCGAUGCUUUUGCUUUCGCAUAUACGGCCCUCAUCGCGGCGUGGAACUCCAGCACGAACAGCUCGACUACCUUCCAGGCCCACGCGGAUAAGCUGAUCCUCCUCCUCCGCACGCUCGAUCCUCUCCUCUCCACCCUCCCACAGUUCAACCUCGCGUCCUGGGUCUCCUCCGCACGCUCUCUAGCCCCCAACUCCACCAACUCCUCAGUUAUAGCGGACUUCUACGAGUACAACGCCCGCAAUCAAAUCACCCUCUGGGGUCCCUCCGGCGAGAUCAACGAUUACGCUUCAAAGUCGUGGGGCGGACUCGUAGGAGAUUAUUAUUUGUCGAGGUGGCUCGUCUUUUUGGAGUAUAUUGGUAGUGUGACGCCGUCAGAUUACAAAGAUGAAGUUAUCAGAGAAAGGGUGAAAGGUGUGGAGGAUGGUUUUCAAGCUGCAGGUAGUGGGCUCGGAAUUCGGGAAAGCACGGGAGAUGUGAGAGGCGUGGUGGAGAGUGCGGUUGUGCCGGCGUUGAGGGAGGCUGGUGUGCUGUAG
Didymosphaeria variabile is the source of this 2277-nucleotide messenger RNA. RefSeq lists its product as uncharacterized. The transcript has a single exon. Lineage: Eukaryota; Fungi; Ascomycota; Dothideomycetes; Pleosporales; Didymosphaeriaceae. The record is from RefSeq and is a predicted model, not a curated record. Bases 1 to 2277 code for a protein of 758 amino acids.